This is a messenger RNA of Dichotomopilus funicola, 1611 nucleotides long. RefSeq names its product amino-acid permease. Gene Ontology annotation, biological process: amino acid transmembrane transport. Gene Ontology annotation, molecular function: L-amino acid transmembrane transporter activity. The record is from RefSeq and is a predicted model, not a curated record. The transcript has 8 exons. Lineage: Eukaryota; Fungi; Ascomycota; Sordariomycetes; Sordariales; Chaetomiaceae. Bases 1 to 1611 code for a protein of 536 amino acids.
AUGUCGCGACAACACUCUCCCGAGGAGGGCGCGGCGUCGGCAGACGAGAAGCGAGCCGCCAACAUCGAUGAGGGCCGCGAGCGACAUGAAGAGCAGCUCCAAAAAGAGCGGCAGGCCUCCGUGGCCGGCAGCGCCGUGCCGUCGCCGACGGGCUGGUCGUCGUGGUUUGGCGGCCGUAAUGUUGUCAUUGGGCCGCGCAUUGGGCCCGUCCUAGACAGCAUCUCGGGGGGAGAUUCGGAAACCGACCUGAGCGGCUCAGCGAUCUUGGACAAGCAGCUUGCUGCAGAAGAUGGGGCCGCCAUUCAGUAUCGAACGUGUAGCUGGCAAAAGACUGCCGCGCUACUCUUUUCCGAGUACAUUUGCUUGGCGAUCAUGAGUUUCCCGUGGUCUUAUAGCGUGCUUGGCUUGGUCCCUGACCUUAUUUUGACCGUGGUCGUCUCUGGCAUUGUCCUCUAUACGUCCUUGGUACUGUGGGAGUUUUGCCUUCGCCACCCUGAAGUCCGAGAUGUUUGCGACAUCGGCCAGAUGCUAUUUUGGAACAAGAAAUGGGCGUGGUGGGCCACCGCGGUGAUGUUCCUCUUGAACAACACUUUCAUCCAGGGCCUCCACGUGCUUGUAGGCGCCAAGUACCUGAACACCAUGGCCGAGGCUGACUACGUCGGCUGCCGCACCGUCAGCUUCGGCAUCGUGGUGACUGUCGUCUGCUGGCUCUGCUCGCUGCCCCGCACAUUCGACGCCUUGUCUAAGCUCGGCACCGGUUCGGCCUUCUUCACGUUUAUUUCCGUCCUGCUCGCCACCAUCUUCGCCGCGAUCCAGAGCCAGCCCGCCGGGUUCGACGGCACUAAGCCCAUCGUGACGGCCAUCCCGCUGCCCAGCACCACCUUUGUCAACGGCCUGGGUGCCUUCCUCAACAUCAGCUACACUUUCAUCGGGCAGAUCACGCUGCCGUCGUUCAUCGCCGAGAUGCGCGACCCACGCGACUUCCCCAAGGCGUUGUGGGCGUGCACGAUCGCCGAGAUUAUCUUGUUCAGCAUUGUCGGCGCGGUGGUGUAUGCGUAUGUGGGCAACCAGUACAUGACGGCCCCGGCGUUCGGAUCGUUGGAGCCGCUGUUCAAGAAGGUGGCAUUCUCGUUCAUGAUCCCGACCAUCAUCUUCCUCGGGGUCUUGUACGCGUCCGUGUCUGCGCGGUUCGUGUUCUUCCGCAUCUUCCAGAACUCGCGCCACAAGAGCGAGCACACCCUGGUCGGCUGGGCGACCUGGACUUCCAUUCUGCUGGCUACCUGGAUUUUGGCCUUCAUUAUCGCACAGGUCAUCCCCUUCUUCUCCGACCUCCUCUCCCUUAUGAGCUCCCUUUUCGACAGCUUCUUCGGCUUCAUCUUCUGGGGCGUGGCCUACUUCCGCAUGCGUCGCGCAGACGGGUCGGUCUCGCUGCUCCCAGAAAAACAGCACACCAUCGCCAGCUACCUUCUCGGCGCGCUCAACGUGCUGAUCAUCUUGAUCGGCGUGUUUUUCCUGACGGUCGGGACGUAUGCCACGGUGGAGAGUAUCAUUCUGCAGUUUGAGGCUGGAACGGUGGGCGGGGUUUUUACGUGCGCGAGUAAUGGGCUGUAG